AUGGCUUACUUUGACCAAACAAAACCAACUGAAUUAAUCACAGAUGCAUCGCCAUGGGGGUUAUCUGCAAUGCUUGCUCAAAAUUCAACACAACAUGAUGAUCGCCGAAUUGUGGCUUAUGUUAGUCGGUCGUUAUCUGAGGUAGAGAGAAAAUAUUCACAAACAGAACGCGAGGCACUCGCUAUUGUUUGGGCUAUGGAACGGUUGCAGAUAUAUUUACGUGGUGGUAAGUUUACUUUAUACACCGAUUGCAAGCCCAUUGAACUAAUCCUAGGAAACCCGAAGUCCAAACCCCCUGCACGCAUAGAACGCUGGAACUUAAGAAUUCAGGACUUUGAUUUUGAUAUAAUGUACACUAAAGGCAGUGAUAAUCCCUCCGAUUUUUUAUCCCGCCACCCCUGUCAAGAAACAGGUAACAAACAUGAAAUGUCAGCAGAACAAUAUGUAAAUUUCCUCACCAUGCAUGCAGUUCCAAAAGCGAUGACAAUACAGGAAAUACAAGAAGCUACUAAACACGAUAAAACUUUACAACUGCUUACUGAAAUUAUUCGCAAGCAAGCAUGGGGCUCCAUAAAAGACUUGCCAACAACUGGAGAAGACGUAAGUGAAUUGAAUCUGUUUGCAAAG
This is a messenger RNA of Paramuricea clavata, 627 nucleotides long. NCBI's taxonomy places the organism in Eukaryota, Metazoa, Cnidaria, Anthozoa, Malacalcyonacea, Plexauridae. The record is from the annotation of a GenBank genome assembly.